UCAGAGGGGUAGCCUUGGCACCCAGGUGGCCACGACUGAGGGGCUGUGUUCAUUUAGGCUCAGCUGGGGUUGGAGGCAGGUUAAGGUAGGAGAGAAGUCAAUGAUAAAACUUAAUUCCCACUCGGAUCCCGGCUCUCCGCCGCUGCCAAGGUCCUUCCUCUUUAUAGUCCCCCCUCCGUCCUGACCUCCUCCUGCCCACCCCCUUUCGGAGCACUCACUGAAGCUGAGUGUGUGGAGAUAAGGCCGGCUUGGAGGCUGCAACUUUGGCAGACACCACCGGGCAGAUUCUGCGCCGCGGCCCGUGAGCGUGGGCGAGAUGCGGAGCAGGAGCAAUUCUGGAGUCCGCCUGGACGGAUACGCGAGGCUGGUGCAGCAAACCAUCCUGUGUUACCAGAACCCAGUCACUGGGCUGUUAUCAGCCAGCCAUGAUCAGAAGGAUGCCUGGGUACGGGACAACAUCUAUAGCAUACUGGCUGUUUGGGGCCUGGGUAUGGCCUACCGCAAGAAUGCUGACCGUGAUGAAGAUAAAGCCAAGGCCUAUGAGUUGGAACAGAAUGUGGUCAAGCUGAUGCGAGGUCUUCUCCAUUGCAUGAUGAGACAGGUGGACAAAGUGGAGAAAUUCAAGCACACUCAGAGUACCAAGGACAGUCUGCAUGCCAAGUACAACACUGCUACUUGCAGUACCGUGGUGGGUGAUGACCAGUGGGGCCACCUUCAAGUGGAUGCCACCUCCCUCUUCCUCCUGUUCCUGGCCCAGAUGACUGCCUCAGGCUUGCGUAUUAUUUUCACCCUUGACGAAGUGGCCUUCAUACAGAAUCUUGUCUUUUACAUAGAAGCUGCAUAUAAAGUUGCCGAUUAUGGAAUGUGGGAACGUGGAGAUAAGACUAAUCAGGGCAUUCCAGAACUGAAUGCAAGCUCUGUGGGAAUGGCUAAGGCAGCACUUGAGGCAAUUGAUGAACUCGAUCUUUUUGGAGCCCAUGGAGGACGCAAAUCAGUCAUCCAUGUCCUGCCUGACGAAGUUGAGCACUGCCAGUCAAUUCUUUUCUCCAUGUUGCCAAGAGCAUCAACAUCUAAAGAAAUCGAUGCUGGACUUCUUUCUAUUAUUUCUUUUCCGGCCUUUGCAGUAGAAGAUGUGAACCUAGUAAAUGUGACCAAAAAUGAAAUCAUUUCCAAGCUUCAGGGCCGUUAUGGAUGCUGUCGCUUCCUUCGGGAUGGUUAUAAAACCCCAAGAGAGGACCCACAUCGCUUGCAUUAUGACCCUGCUGAACUUAAGCUCUUCGAAAACAUUGAAUGUGAAUGGCCUGUGUUCUGGACUUACUUAAUCAUAGAUGGAAUCUUCAAUGGUGAUGCUGUUCAGGUCCAAGAAUACCGGGAAGCUCUGGAGGGAAUAUUAAUCAGAGGCAAAGAUGGGAUUCACUUGGUGCCAGAACUCUAUGCCAUCCCACCGGACAAGGUGGAUGAAGAGUACAAGAACCCACACACGGUAGACCGAAUUCCACUGGGAAAACUACCCCAUCUUUGGGGACAGUCCUUGUACAUUCUCAGCUCCCUGCUGGCGGAGGGAUUCCUUGCCCCUGGUGAAAUUGAUCCCUUAAACAGAAGAUUUUCUACUUCAGUCAAACCUGAUGUUGUAGUACAAGUCGCUGUUUUGGCAGAAAACAGUCACAUUAAGAGGCUGUUUCGGCAACAUGGAGUAAAUGUCCAGAGCAUUGCUGAUGUGCAUCCAAUUCGAGUCCAGCCAGGCCGAAUUCUUAGUCACAUAUAUGCCAAACUUGGACGAAAUAAGAAUAUGAAGUUGAGUGGUCGACCAUAUCGGCACAUUGGUGUCCUUGGUACCUCUAAACUCUAUGUCAUUAGGAACCAGAUCUUCACUUUUACACCCCAGUUCACUGACCAGCAUCACUUCUACCUGGCCCUGGACAAUGAGAUGAUUGUGGAGAUGCUGAGGAUCGAGCUGGCCUAUCUGUGUACCUGCUGGCGGAUGACCGGCCGCCCCACACUCACCUUUCCUGUCACGCACACCAUGCUCACCAAUGAUGGAUCAGACAUUCAUCCUGCAGUUCUUUCUACAAUUAGGAAACUAGAAGAUGGAUAUUUUGGAGGUGCUAGGGUAAAACUAGGAAACCUGGCAGAGUUCCUCACUACCUCAUUCUACACAUACCUGACCUUCCUGGAUCCAGACUGUGAUGAGAAGUUGUUUGAUGACAUCAGUGAUAGGAGCUUUAGUCCUGACAGUGAGUCAGACCUGGGAGGAUACCUGGAAGACAGCAGUCAUCCAGAAAGCCAAGAUGAACUUGACCAGUAUAUCAGCCACCUUCUUCAAAGCACAUCCUUGAAGUGUUACCUGCCCCCUCUUUGUAAGAAGUCGGAAGACAGCCAUGUUUUCAGUGCUAUCCACUCCACUCGGGACAUACUUUCUGUGAUGGCCAAAGCAAAGGGUUUGGAAACUCCAUUUUUUCCAAUGGUUUUGCCAACUAAAGUUCUAAGUGGACAUCGUAAGUCACUGAAUCUUGUUGACUCCUCUCAGACACUCCUAAAGAAGACUCCUGAAUAUGACUACCAUUGGCCCAGAGAUGACCAUGGUGAAAUGGACUGCGAGAAGCUAGUUGGAAAACUGAAAGACUGCUCAAACCUACAGGACCAAGCAGACAUUCUUUACAUUCUUUAUGUAAUAAAGGGUCCCAGCUGGGAUACCAAUCUGUUUGGACAGCACGGAGUCACUGUUCACAGUCUUCUCAGUGAGCUCUAUGGAAAGGCUGGCCUGAACCAAGAAUGGAGUUUGAUCCGCUACAUUUCAGGCCUGCUCAGGAAGAAAGUGGAGGUCCUGGCUGAGGCCUGUGCAGAUCUGCUGUCCCACCAGAAGCAGCUUACAGUGGGCCUGCCCCCUGAGCCCCGGGAGAAGACCAUCUCCACGCCUCUUCCCCCAGAGGAGCUCACAAAACUCAUCUACGAGGCCAGUGGACAGGACAUCAGCAUUGCUGUUCUCACACAGGAGAUCGUGGUUUACCUGGCCAUGUAUGUCCGGGCCCAGCCUAGCCUCUUUGCAGAGAUGCUCAGACUCCGGAUUGGAUUGAUCAUCCAGGUGAUGGCUACAGAGUUGGCACGGAGCCUGAACUGCUCAGGAGAAGAAGCUUCGGAGAGUCUGAUGAACCUCAGCCCCUUCGACAUGAAGAACCUCCUGCAUCAUAUUCUGAGUGGGAAGGAGUUUGGUGUGGAGAGAAGCGUGCGCCCAAUUCACUCUUCUACAUCCAGCCCUGCCAUCUCCAUCCAUGAGGUGGGUCAUACUGGAGUCACCAAAACUGAGAGGAGUGGUAUCACCAGACUGAGGAGUGAGAUGAAACAGAUGACUAGGCGAGCUAGUGCUGAUGAGCAGUUCUUUCCUGUGGGCCAGGCUGUGUCCAACAGUUUGCAUUCCUUCAAGUCUGCGAGGUCCAGCACCCCAUCGUCCCCAACAGGCACAUCAUCUACAGACUCUGGAGGACACCACAUGGGCUGGGGGGAGCAGCAGGGACAGUGGCUGCGCAGGAGAAGGCUGGAUGGGGCCAUCAACAGGGUCCCUGUAGGAUUCUACCAGAGAGUGUGGAAGAUCCUUCAGAAGUGCCAUGGUCUGUCCAUUGAUGGUUAUGUCCUUCCAUCCUCAACAACCCAAGAGAUGACCGCAUGUGAGAUCAAGUUUGCUGUCCAUGUGGAGUCAGUGCUCAACCGUGUGUCCCAGCCCGAGUAUCGACAGCUGCUGGUGGAAGCCAUCAUGGUACUGACACUGCUCUCGGAUACAGAGAUGGACAGAAUCGGGGGCAUCAUCCAUGUAGACCAGAUUGUACAGCUGGCCAAUCAGCUGUUUUUACAGGACCAGGUGUCAUUUGGAGCCACAGACAUCCUGGAAAAAGACCAAGCCACAGGAAUUUGUCAUUUCUUUUAUGACAGUGCUCCUAGUGGGGCUUAUGGUACAAUGACCUACCUAACAAAAGCAGUGGCUUCUCAUUUGCAGGAAUUUCUGCCCAGUUCAGGCUGCCAGAUGCAAUAAGGCCUAACCCAUAAACAUGGUCACCCUCUGAAUCUGUCACUUGUCCCGUAGCCUCAUUGGGAAUUUUCAUCUGCCUUUCCCCAAUGCAUACCCCAUCAGAAGGCUUCACGGGGAGAUGACAGCACUCUAGCUGGAAGCAAUGUGUGUUUAAGCCACAGAUAAAACUGAUGAAUCCCCCUCUCCCCUGAGAAGCACCCUGGGAUCAUUUUCUAGGUUCAUUUCACUGGAACAUUUGUCACAGCAUCUGGUCUCAUGGACUCCGAAAAGGAACUGGAAAUUGGUCUCUUCUGAGUGCAGAGUGAACUGAGAAGCCAGCUUAAAUUGGCUCUCACCAAGAGUUACAGAAAUAGGUUCGAUGAGCUAGUGACACAUCUUGAAGGUGGAAAGAUUCUUCCAGCAACAAUAGCUAGACAAGCAGACCUUGACAAAGGAACAUCUUUACAGAAUGCAGUCUGUCUGGGAACCAAACUGUUUACCAAAUAUAAUAAUUCUGUUUUUUUUUAAUUUUGCCUAACCUCUCACUCUGUUCAGGGCCUGUAAUUCCUCAUUGCCCAAAUGAACUAAAUUGAUUGGCCCUAAUUAAUGUUAGCUCAUAGUCUUCAGAGGACCUUGUCCUGGCUGUCCACAAAUUACAGGAAUCUCCUCCCAAGUUAGGAAAAUCCCUUGUCUUUUGAAUCCAGGAAAAAAAACAACCAAAAAGGAAGGUGAGGUUCUGAUUCUUCUGAUAGCCAGACUGUUGUUUUAGGAUUAGAACAGGCAGGCGUCCCGUGGAAGGAAAGGCCUGUGUGUAUCCCUGCACCCAGAGAGCACUGUCGUGCGUGCUCCGAGCAUGAGUCAGCAUUUGCCAUGGAAAUUAGUGGUGUGUUCCUGUAGAAACAAUGCUCCCUUAAAAAUAGCCUGGGAGCCCGAACCCUUUUGGGCACUAUGGCAGAGAAGGCAGAGUCCUAACAAGGUCUGGCAAAUCUUUUGCCACUGUCCCGGUGAAUGGAGUUUCUUUUUAAGUCUGGUCUUCCCCAUGUUGGGAUAGGAAUAAACAACUGAAAGAAUAGUGUUACGAUAAAUGUUACAAUAAAUCUUUCUGCCAAACGCC
Molecule: messenger RNA, 5114 nt
Organism: Cricetulus griseus (Chinese hamster)
Lineage: Eukaryota; Metazoa; Chordata; Mammalia; Rodentia; Cricetidae
Source: RefSeq, a predicted model, not a curated record